This is a messenger RNA of Chenopodium quinoa (quinoa), 2912 nucleotides long. Its product is annotated as protein arginine methyltransferase NDUFAF7 homolog, mitochondrial-like. Lineage: Eukaryota; Viridiplantae; Streptophyta; Magnoliopsida; Caryophyllales; Amaranthaceae. The record is from RefSeq and is a predicted model, not a curated record. Bases 1059 to 2498 code for a protein of 479 amino acids. Gene Ontology annotation, cellular component: mitochondrion. Gene Ontology annotation, molecular function: protein-arginine omega-N symmetric methyltransferase activity. Gene Ontology annotation, biological process: mitochondrial respiratory chain complex I assembly. The transcript has 10 exons.
UUAUUGAAGCUUCUAAAAUUUCUAUUGAAGCUUUUCCACUAUUAACGGAGUUCUUUAUGAAAUUAAUGUUGUUAACUUCCCUUAUCGUUGAAAUUACAAGGCUACCCGGCCAGACUUAAGUAUAUAGAUUGACAAUUAUAUUCUCACGAUAAACACAAUUUGUUUAUCAUGAAGAUAAACUUGUAUAUUCUCAAAUUAGCAAGUGUGUGGCUCGUAUUGACAUCCAAGUGGGGUGGAAGGGUCGAGAUGGAUGUAGGUCAUGUACCUACCAUAGGUGGAGGGGUGUGGAUGCGUAUAGAAUUUUUAGGUGGGGAUGAUUGUAGAAGUGUCAUUCACCUUCGACUUGUCUCAUUGACAUCCCUAACUUAUUCUUCUUAAAAUUAGUUUAGACUAAAUAAAAAUUUAUGAUUCCUUGAUUCAAAAGAGAAAAAAAAUGUCAUUCUCGUUCACUUAUUACUAGAUAUCUUUCAUUGCGUAAAAAAAAAUUAUGAAAAGUAUUUGAAAAAUACACUAUGAGACAAGCUUAACAAGAUCCAAUUGGAUAGCGUAAUAAGAUUUUUUUUUCCUUAAAAUGUGGUCAAAAUGUAGUCAAAUCAGUACAUUAGAAUACCUAGACCUUCAUCUCCGAUCUUCAUUUAAAUUGAGUUCUUUCCUCUCCCAUUGAAUUUCUCCAUUAAUGUGUUAUGUAAACAAACACCAAUUAGGUACAAAACUCAUAACUCAUGAAUUCAAUUUUUUUUUUUUUUUCCAAUUGUGAAAUCACAAACAUCUAGUCAUUGCAUUAACAAAUUCUCAAAUAUAAUAGGGUUAGUGUUAUUGCCAAAAAAUAUUAGGGUUAAAGUGUAGAGAAGUGCUUGCCAAAAUAUGAAAAAUGUUUAGUGGAGAUGCGGGGUAUCGAUCCCCGUACCUCUCGCAUGCUAAGCGAGUGCUCUACCAUCUGAAAUUCUCUUUUCAAAAUAUAAACUUUUUUUUUAAAAAAAAAAACUAGACGUUUCCACCAUUAACUCUUCAAAAAGCUCGCAAGUCUUCUUCUUCUUCUACUUCUUAGUCGAAUAAAAAUGCUGAGAAGGGCAUUGAAACUCCGCCCUUUCCUCUCUCCUCACUCUUCAUCAUCUUUCUCUCACUUUUUCUCAUCAUCUUCAUCUUCACCUUCACAAAAUUCAUCUGGGAAUUUUGUCGAACAUGUUGCGGGCAAUCCUAAUGAAACCCGUUCAACUUCAAACCCCACCAUUUCCAUCGAUCGUUCUGGUCUUUGCAACCCUCCUGAGCAUUCUCAUGAACCAACCUCGGAUUCCGAGCUUGUUAAGCAUCUAAAAAGCAUAAUUAAGUUUCGUGGAGGUCCUAUCUCUGUGGCUGAGUACAUGGAGGAAGUUCUUACGAAUCCAAAGGCUGGAUUCUACAUAAAUCGUGAUGUAUUUGGAGCAGAAGGUGAUUUUGUUACUUCUCCUGAAGUGAGCCAGAUGUUUGGGGAGAUGGUUGGUGUAUGGGCCAUGUGUCUUUGGGAGCAAAUGGGCCGACCUAGUAAGGUUAAUUUAGUAGAGCUUGGUCCAGGAAGGGGUACUCUUAUGGUUGAUCUUCUUCGAGGUGCAUCUAAGUUCAAGAAUUUCACAGAAUCUCUACACAUACAUUUAGUUGAGUGCAGCCCAACUCUGAAGGAACUACAACACCGCAAUUUGAAGUGUUUAGAUGAAGAUGAUACAUCAUCAAGCGGAGAGAAAAAGACAGUUAGCCAAAUAGCUGGAACCCCUGUAGCAUGGCAUGCUGCUUUUGAGCAGGUUCCAUCAGGAGUGCCAACAAUCAUCAUUGCCCACGAGUUUUAUGAUGCUUUACCUAUUCAUCAGUUUCAGAGGGCUUCUCGUGGCUGGUGUGAGAAAAUGGUUGACAUAGAAGAAGAUUCAGCGUUUCGCUUUGUUCUCUCGCCUGCGCCUACACCUGCAACUGUUUUUCUUGCAAAGCGCUGCAAGUGGGCUGUGAAAGAGGAAGUAGACAAGCUUAACCAAAUUGAGAUUUGCCCACAGGCAAUGGAACUGACUGAAUCCAUUUCUAAAAGAAUAAGCUCUGACGGCGGUGGAGCACUUAUCAUAGACUAUGGUCUGAAUGGAAUAAUUUCUGAUAGUCUUCAGGCAAUUCGAAAACAUAAAUUUGUACCUAUCCUUGAUGUACCUGGAACUGCAGAUCUCAGUGCUUAUGUUGAUUUUGAAGCAAUUCGCCACUCUGCUGGGGAGGCCUCAGAUAACGUUUCUGUUUACGGUCCCAUCACCCAGUCACAGUUUUUGGGCUCUCUCGGUAUAAAUUUCAGAGUUGAAACUUUGAUACAGAACUGUGAAACAGAAGAGCAGGCAGAGUUGUUACAGGCAGGAUAUUGGCGUCUGGUGGGUGAAGGAGAAGCCCCUUUCUGGGAGGGUCCUGAAGACAAGGUGCCUAUUGGUAUGGGUACACGAUAUUUAGCUAUGGUUAUUGUCAACAAGAAUCAAGGCAUUCCUAUUCCAUUUCAAUGAAGCAGAAAUGACACUCAUAGUGAAGUAGUAUAGAGAUGUGAGGUGAUUGGUUUAUCUUUCAAGUAGGCUGCAUUCCAUUUUUUUCUUCGUGAUGCAGUUUCAGAUAACGAGUGUGAUUCAACCAGCAUUUAUAACUUUAUUGUUUUUGAGCUGCCUUUCCUAAUUGUACAAUUUUAUUUGUGCGAAAGUGGGAUUGAAAUUGUGAAAAAUAAAGGUUGAGAAAAUCCUCUAAUUGUUCUUAUCAGAACAAUGCUGAGUACAUUAGUACGUGUUACUCCUACAAUUGUGGAUGAGGUUCUGUGGAACUUCAAAAAUCAAAAGAAUGUUAUGAAGUCAUUCAAUUUGAUAUAAGGUACAAAAUCAUGUAUUCUACCUUUGUUCAUUUUCUUUGUUCUGUUCAGUUUACAAUUUUUA